AUGGGUUGCUGCUUCUCUUGCAAAGCAUCCUCUACAUUCAGUACCAUACGAGUGGUACACUUGAAUGGUUAUAUAGAAGAUUUUGAACAUCCAGUUACAGUCAGUGAAGUCACUGGCAACCCACCAAAGCAUUUUGUGAUCACCCAGGCUGAGCUUCUGUCCACAGGCACCAAGCCUCUCAGGCCCGACGCCCAACUCGAGCCCGGCCAUAUCUAUUUCCUGCUACCAUUCUCAACAUUUCAGUCCAAUGUCUCUCCACUAGACUUAGCCCCUAUAGCAAGAAAGCUCACUGCCAUAGCCAAAAGUAGCCGAUCUAACGCUAAUUUUGUGGGGGCCAGUAUUUCACCUAGCCCACACGCACUUAGCCCAAUAUGGGGCUCACCGGCUACUAGUCCUAGCCGGUUUUCGAACCGGUGUAUGGGGGUGGAAUCACAAAGGAGUGUGACAGGGUGUAGUAUGCAAAAAUCGUCCAAGACACGGUCAUGGACGCCACUUUUGGCCACCAUCAGAGAAAGAUCGUUUAAUCGGAGAAGCAAAUCGGAUUUACGAGAGAAGAAUUUGGACAACAUAAAAAUAGCUUGA
Messenger RNA from Ilex paraguariensis (yerba mate), 582 nucleotides. NCBI's taxonomy places the organism in Eukaryota, Viridiplantae, Streptophyta, Magnoliopsida, Aquifoliales, Aquifoliaceae. The record is from the annotation of a GenBank genome assembly.